AUGGCAGCGGCCGUCUCUGGUUUUAAUAGAUCAAGACAUGGCUCAAAAUCCAGUGCCCAGAUAGAUCAAGGCGUUAUGCAGGUGGAAGCCUGGGAGGAUGAUGAGCAGAGCACCAAGCUGGCAGAAAUCCUUGAGCUUCUUUUGGCUGCUGGAUAUUUUAGAUCCCGAAUCAAGGGACUCUCACCUUUUGAUAAGGUGGUUGGCGGUAUGACCUGGUGCAUCACCACCUGUAACUAUGACAUUGACAUCGAUCUUCUUUUUCAAGAAAAUUUGACCAUUGGUCAGAAAAUAGCUUUGACUGAGAAAAUAGUGUCUGUGUUACCGAAAAUGAAGUGUCCUCAUCAGCUGGAGCCUCAUCAAAUCCAAGGGCUUGAUUUUAUUCACAUUUUUCCAGUGGUACAGUGGCUAGUGAAACGGGCCAUUGAGACCAGAGAGCAAAUGGGCGACUAUGUGAGAGCCUACUCUAUAUCUCAAUUCCAGAAGACCUAUAGCCUUCCAGAGGAUGAAGAGUUUGAUCAGAGGAGAAGCCAGGCAGUGGGAGCAGUUCUUGAUGUACUGGAUGUAUACAAACCUCAGAGAAAAUACAGAAGGCAAAAGGAGGCAGUGGAACUACUGGAUGAGGAGUGCAAGGUUCACUCUACAUUGCUGGAAUAUGGCAGGCGAUAUGGUCUCAGCAAACAAUCCAAACAAGACAAGAUGAGUGAAAAAACACCUUUGACGCUAAAGGAUUCUGUGGCACAGGUGUCAGAGGAAGAAGCGCAGUGGGUGGCAGAGGAGAUCCGCAUUAAAAGCCUGAUGGACACAAUGGCCACCAUGGGCAAUUUAGAGGGCCAACUAACAGCAAGUGCGGUUGGAUAUAUUGUGGGACAACAGUCUGAGGAGAUCAAACUUAUGGCUUCUGAGUAUGCUGAGAAGCAGUUGGAGGUAUCAGAGGACUUUUCAGAGCGAUAUGGUCAUCUUCACCAACACUUUAGAGCUGUUGCUUCUCUGAACAAACAGAUUCAGCAAAUGCAUAACCAACAUACUGAGCUACAAGCCAAACAUACAGAGGUUAAGCAUGGUUGUGACGAGGCCAAGAUAAAGUUGACUGAGGUUACAGAGCAGUCCGAUACACUGAUGACUGAACUGAUGUUGCUAGAGGAUGUGGAAAGGCAAGCUGACAGCAGCGUACUGGAAAAGCUGAAGUCUUUGGUCACAAUGAACGAAAACUUAAAACUUCAAGAACAGGAGUUCCGUAUACACUGUAAAGAUGAGAUGAUCCGUCUACAACAGGGUAUUGAGGACUUGCGGACAUCAUUUGGACUGGGUAAAGAGGAGGAGAAGGAAAGGAACCAACUGAUUAACAAACAGCAUAAUACAGACAGCGAGAAACUACAGAAGCUCCGUCUGUCAAUGGCUAGGAAGAAUCGUGACAUUGCCAUUUUGCAGAGAAAGAUUGAUGAAGUGCCUUGCAGGGCAGAACUCACACAGUACCAGAAGCGGUUCAUUGAACUUUUUUGCCAAGUUUCUGCAACACACAAGGAGACCAAACAGUUUUUCACUUUGUAUAAUACACUAGAUGACAAGAAAGUUUAUCUCGAAAAGGAGGUCAAUUUGCUGAAUUCCAUUCAUGACAACUUCCAACAAGCUAUGUCAUCUUCAGCAGCAAAAGAACAGUUCCUAAGACAGAUGGAACAGAUAGUGGAAGGAAUCAAACAGAGUCGUAUUAAGAUGGAAAAGAAGAAGCAAGAGAACAAAAUGAGGAGGGAUCAGCUGAAUGACAAAUACCUGGAGCUGCUCGAGCUCCAGAGGCUUUAUUUCAAAACAGUCAAAGACUUUAAAGAGGAAUGUCGAAAGAAUGAGAUGCUGCUGUCCAAGUUGAGAUCGAAAGGAGCAACUUAG
Nerophis lumbriciformis (worm pipefish) is the source of this 1881-nucleotide messenger RNA. Lineage: Eukaryota; Metazoa; Chordata; Actinopteri; Syngnathiformes; Syngnathidae. The record is from RefSeq and is a predicted model, not a curated record.